AUGUCCGCAUGUAUAUAUGUAUCCCAGCUCACCAUCAAGGCUACCUUUUUCUUGAGCCAACACCCCUAUAGAAACAUCACUUUUAAUUCACUUUCAACAAAAGGCUACACUACAAAUUCAGACAUCAUGAGUUCAAACAACACUAAUUAUAAUACUACUACGAGCGGUACCUUGACAAAUGGAGUCACAAAUGGUACCGUUGUCGCUGGUGGCACCUCUGGUAAUACGCCUACCGUUACCAACCCGGCACCUCCAUCAACACCCGUUAAUGGUGAAGUAAAUCCCACAACGGACGGUACUAUUACAACAAAUGGAGUUUGAUGGGCGGAGAUUGCUUCACAUGUAGGCGAAGGCUCGCCAUUGGGCAAUUAAUGGACUACCAGACCAUCAUGGGACUUGUUAGCAAGUUUCUUCUAUAGCCCAGUCAUUUAGGACAUUAAUAACAUCAAUAUCGUAUUUG
Messenger RNA from Fusarium graminearum PH-1, 460 nucleotides. RefSeq lists its product as uncharacterized. The transcript has a single exon. Bases 1 to 321 code for a protein of 106 amino acids. Lineage: Eukaryota; Fungi; Ascomycota; Sordariomycetes; Hypocreales; Nectriaceae. The record is from RefSeq and is a predicted model, not a curated record.